Messenger RNA from Clonostachys rhizophaga, 3354 nucleotides. The record is from the annotation of a GenBank genome assembly. Lineage: Eukaryota; Fungi; Ascomycota; Sordariomycetes; Hypocreales; Bionectriaceae.
AUGCCUGUCAAUGUGAAGCUCCAACGGGAGUUGUCCCAAGUGCCAGUCACUGCCUUGGAAUUUUCCCACCCAUCUUCUGGAAAGCAGCUGGUUCUGGCAGGGCAGGACAACGAGAUAGAGGUUUUUGACACUGAGGCCAGGCGGUCGCUUUGCAAGUUUCGUAUAUUCGACGAGCAGAUCGUUCAUGGCUUGUCCAUUUUGCCUGCUGAAGGAGACUCGCCGGGAAAGCUCCUCAUCUGGGGAGCCAAGCUGAUCGCCAUUGUAUCUACGGAUGGCUUGGACACAGGCCGAGUACCUUCGGUCGUUGCAACUGCUACUGCGCCAGAUUGGAUUUAUUACGGCGCAUUCUCGCCUUAUGAUAGGUCGCGCGCCUGUUUAGUCACAGCGCACAACGAGGGCGUCUUGAUUCGUCAUGAGGAGAAGGAGGGUCGGAUAAUCCUGGAGGAGGUCAUCGCCCCAGCGCGGCCUGGCCUGUACUCGGCAAGCUUGACCUGGCUUGCCGCCGACUGCGUUCUGGUAGCUGCUGGGACUGUUUUUGGCGAGAUACUGGUUUGGAAGGCUUGGGCCGGGGCUGGGCGAGAAAGCCCACACGAGCUGCUGUAUGUCCUAACAGGCCACGAAGGUUCGAUCUUUGGGGUGGAUAUAUCUCCAUUAUACACCAUCAUCGGCGGGCGCCAGGUGCGAUUUUUGGCCACUUCUAGCGAUGACCGGACAAUUCGAAUUUGGGACAUCAGUGAGCAAACGGAUGCAAUCGAACACAUGAACAAUCAUUUCAGCACAGCAAGGGAGACUGGCUUCGGUGGUGAUGAAGCCCAUCCUACUCAUGGGUCAAGACCACCCGUGGCGAUGGCGAUGGGCCAUCUUUCGAGAAUUUGGGGCGUAAAGUUCCCCGCUGCUACAGAGCCUGGUAUUUUGGGCACGAAGAAUACACUCGACAUCUACUCUUUUGGAGAAGAUGCAACGACGCAGUGCUGGAAAAUGGAAUUUCAUGCCAAGACCGUCACCGAGAUCCAAGCAGAUAAAGGUAUCCUGACUGGCUCGCUCACUCUCAAAGGUGUAUUUCCUCUCCAUGAAGGGAAACACUUGUGGUCGCGAGCGGUUUCAAGCUCAGGUAACAAGCAACUUAUCGUUACAGGUGGAGCGGAUAGUAGGAUCUCUCUGAUUGAGGCACAUUCAACUGAAUCAGAGGCAAUGAGCUCACAAAAUCCAGCAAGUCCAACCACGCCUAGUGUUCUCGUCGCGGUAGACAUACCAAAGCUGAGUGAAGAGACACCUCAACAGCCCAAGAAGAAAAGACAAGAAGUCAUUGGCCAAUACGACUUCAUCUCCAAGGAGGAAUUGGUGGCCGCUACGUCUCAUGGCAGGCUUCUCCUCGGCACUACUUAUGAAGCCAAUUUGGACUGGAAGGAAAUCCAUGUUGAGGAGGCUCUACUCCAGGAUGUAGAGCGGACAUACGUUCUAAAGCAAGCUGCUCAUGGAAUCGCAGUUUUGGGUGCAACUAGUGGAAGUGUGUUAAUUUACCAUCUUGCUACUGACCGACUGUUUCGUGUUGCUAGCCUGCCAGGGAAGAUUGUAGGCAUAACUUGCCUAUCAUCUAAUAUUCAACGGGAGGCCAGUGUCGCAAGGUCUCUUGAUAUCCUUGUGCAUUUAUUCGGAGCGUCCAACCCUACGUGGUUGACACUAUGCGCCACUACAGGAGAACUCUUGAAUCAAGUCGAGGUUUCUGGCCUCAACCCUAAGUUCGUGACAACAUCAGCCGCGAUGAUAGGACAGUUUUUAGUGAUUGGGUCGAGACAUGGCUGGAUGUCUGUGUUGGCACCGGCGGAAAAUGGUUACCAGUCAGUGUGUGAUAUUGCCACUCGGUCAACUGAUGCUAUCUGCUCUAUAGUUGCGCUCCCGGGCUCGCAAGACUCUCAGAACCGUACAUCCUUCCUUGCUACUGGACGAGAUGGUAAGUUCAGGAUAUAUGAGAUUGUCCACAGUGAGUCUGUCACCAAUCUUGAACUUCUUCACGAGUCAUCACCUCCCUUUGGGCCAAUGAUUGAGGGUGCUUGGUUCACGGAUGGCCCCCAGCCUGAACUCAUCCUCUACGGUUUCAGAAGCAAGUGUUUCGUCGUUUGGAACGAAACUAGAAGGGAGGAGCGGGCAUCUGUCGACUGUGGAGGCGCUCACCGAUCAUUUAGCUUCCUACCUGGACGAUCUGAUCGGGACCCGUUCUUUUUCACGUUCACGAAGACAUCAACCCUGUAUUUGUACUAUCAGAGACGCCCGAUUUACGCCGCUCUCAAGAUGGGGAUACACGGUCGUGAAGUCCGGGCCAUGACCUCCGCACAUGACUUGAUUGUCACUGGUGCAGAGGACACCACUAUACGGAUUUGGGAACGCUCUGAAUAUGGAACGGGCGGCGCAAAGCAAAUGAAAUGUCUGGCACUCAUCAAGGCGCACAUGGCAGGCAUCCAAAAACUGGCGUGGUCACCAUCGAAUUCGGCUACGGAUUCAGGGCAGGUGGAUGGCUACCUUUUCAGCAGUGCGGGUAGCACCGAGUUUUUCGUAUGGAGAAUACGAAGUCUCAGGGGGGGUUAUUCCCAGCUUGGUGUCACCUGCGAAGGUAUCUUUGAUGAAACAGAUAUCGAUAAGGACUUGAGGAUCAUGGACUUUUCCGUGCAGCCAAGGCGGGACGGAAGUAUCAUCAUCACUAUGGCAUUCUCAAACUCAUUCCUUUCUACGUAUCUGUUCGACAGAUUGGAUGGCUUCAAGGUCUUGGCAAAGGGGGCUUAUACCGGGGCUUGUCUAACACAGAUCCAACCUCUAACCAGUCUGGAAGGUAUAGUCGAGGCGAGCAAGAACGAGAUGGCCGUCUUGACUGCAUCGACCGAUGGACACAUCGCUACGUGGAAAAUACGACAUGUGGAGGACCAGCAUACCAAGCAAUGGGUCCUCAACAACGUUACCAAGGUGCACCAGAAUAGUAUAAAAUGCCUUGCCCUCGUUCCCGCAAGCGCAGGUCAGUUUUACGUGGUGACGGGUGGUGAUGACAAUUCACUCGGGCUAAGUCUGCUCUCCCGAGACAUUUACCAACCAGUGUUUCGGCACAUGUGUCGCAGAGCCCAUGCGGCGGCCAUCAAUGGCAUGGCCGUGGAGCGAGUGGGAGAGUCUCUAGUGGUAUUCACCGGCAGCAAUGACCAGCGCCUGAAAGCUUGGACGAUGUCAAAGGACGGGCGCAUCUGCCUUCAGGCGGACAUGUACAGCGGGGUGGCAGACCCUGGCGAUAUUGAGAUUCUCCCCGGGCGAAACCUGACCGUCGCGCUUGGUGGCGUGGGGUUGGAGCUGUGGAAGACGUCAUUGCCGGGUUGA